Vicia villosa (hairy vetch) is the source of this 880-nucleotide messenger RNA. Its product is annotated as PLAT domain-containing protein 3-like. The transcript has 2 exons. Gene Ontology annotation, molecular function: protein binding. NCBI's taxonomy places the organism in Eukaryota, Viridiplantae, Streptophyta, Magnoliopsida, Fabales, Fabaceae. The record is from RefSeq and is a predicted model, not a curated record. Bases 85 to 669 code for a protein of 194 amino acids.
AAUUGUCCUAAACUUGUCCCUCCUCUAUUUAUUAUAACACACCUAUCACUUAACAAACAUAAUUAACUUCACCCGCUCCAUCACAUGGAAACUCCAAUCACUCUCUUCGCUCUCUUCUUCCUUCUCACCUUUUGCUUCGCCGCAACCAUUAAAGCUGAAGAUUGUGUGUACACGGUGUACGUUAGAACCGGGUCAAUAAUCAAAGGCGGAACAGACUCGAUCAUCGGGCUCAAGCUAUACGAUGCAUCCGGUUACGGAAUCUACAUCAAGGAUCUUGAAGCAUGGGGCGGGUUAAUGGGUUCGGGUUACAACUACUUUGAGCGUGGCAACCUUGAUAUAUUCAGUGGCAGGGGUCCUUGUUUGGAGGGACCCGUUUGUGCGAUCAACGUGACUUCUGACGGGUCGGGUCCUCAUCACGGGUGGUAUGUUAAUUAUGUUGAGGUUACCUCAACUGGGGUUCAUACGCCUUGCGCUCAGGAACAAUUCACGGUGGAACAGUGGUUGGCGACGGAUACGUCGCCGUAUGAGCUUUCGGCUGUUAGGAAUUACUGUAAGUAUGAUUUGAGCCAGGCCCGGACUGAAUUGAAGGUCAUUGAGGCUGUAAGAUCCGGGUCUGGGUCUGGGCUUGGGCCUGAUUACUCUAUUUUGGGCUCUGUGGCCCGAGCCUAGAUGAGACCAUAGAUCUAGAGGGGGUUAGUUAAUAAUGGUAUUGUAUGUUUUAUUGUUAGUGUUGUUGGGAUGCUUUUGGUUGAAUUUAUUAUACUUGGAUUGGUUACAUCAAGGGCGUUUGGAGUUUUCGGUUGUCGUUUAUGUGAAAAUGAUGCAUUAGGAAAACUUUAUGCGCAUAAAGUUUCAGAAAUAAAAAAUUUGGUUUUUUUUU